CGGUGAGUGGACGGAGAUCCUCCUGAUGAGGUCCUGAAGAGUGGAGGUCCGCUCAAUUUCGUAUCCUGGUCUGGUGGUGAAGAUGCUUCUGCCGUCGUCGUCUCGCCAUCUCAUCCUACUUCUCCUCCUGAACUAUGUUGACGCUGGACGAGUUCUGUGGAAGAUCAAGGAGCGCGCGCGCGACCUCCAACUGCAGGACGCCAGGCGCCAUCUCCUCGGGCGCACCGUCGGCGGCCACCAGCUUCUCCGACACGUGAGGGAGGGACGGAUUCACCAGCCGCUGGACCACUUCAACAGACGGGACGCUGCCACCUUCCCUCAGAGGUUCUUUGUGAAUGAGGCGUACUGGCAGCGUCCCGACGGUCCGGUGUUCCUCUUCAUCGGAGGAGAAGGGCCCAUCUUUCAGUUUGAUGUUCUGGCAGGUCACCACGUGGACAUGGCUGAACAGCACGGGGCUCUGCUAUUGGCUGUGGAGCAUCGUUUCUAUGGUGACAGCAUCAACCCUGACGGCCUUAAAACGGAGAACCUGGCAGACCUGAGCAGCCAGCAGGCGCUCGCUGACUUGGCUGCGUUCCACCAGCACAUCAGCCAAACCUUCAGUCUGAGCCACGGGAACACCUGGAUCAGCUUCGGAGGCUCCUACUCUGGCGCUCUGUCCGCCUGGUUCAGGGGAAAGUUUCCCCAUCUGGUGUUCGGGGCCGUCGCCUCCUCGGCUCCUGUAAAGGCGAAGCUGGACUUUUCCGCCUACAACAAUAUUGUGGGCCUGAGUCUCACGAAUGGAGCAGUCGGUGGUUCGGAGAAGUGUGUGGCUGUGCUGCGGGAAGCCUUUGCUGCUGUGGAAAGGACGUUGAUGGGCGCUGGGAACGUCAGCCAGCUGGCCCUGGACUUUGGCUGCUGUCAGAUCCCCGAGGAUCCUGAUGAUAAGAUUGAGCUGAUGGAAAACCUGGCCGGCAUCGUCAUGGGAACGGUGCAGUACAACGAGGAGGGAGUCCUCAUGUCCAUCGGAGAGCUGUGCGGCCUCAUGACCAACAGGAGCGAGGCACGCGCGGCCGAGAUGGGGGCGUACGGACGCCUGGUUCAACUUGCUCAGAUUUACCGCUCCACCUUUGAAGAACCCUGUCUGGACGUCUCCCACGAGAAAACAGUGAAGGAUCUGAUGGACACGUCUCUGCACUCGGGCAGGAGAGCAGCAGCGAGACAGUGGACCUACCAGACCUGCACCGAGUUUGGCUUUUACCAGACCUGUGAGGACGCCACCUGUCCGUUCUCUGGGAUGCUGACCCUGCAGACCGACACUCGGCUCUGUCCCACGCUGUUUGGCGUUUCCCAGCAUGCCCUGCCCGCGCGCGUCGCCUUCACCAACGCUUACUACGGAGGAGACGACCCCCCCACACACAGGGUCCUCUACGUCAACGGUGGGAUCGACCCGUGGCAGGAGUUGUCAGUGGUCCGAGGCAGGACCGAGGGAGACGAGGAGGCUCAGACCGUUUUCAUCAAAGACACCGCUCACUGUGCCGACAUGACGACCGGCCGGGCCACAGAUCGCUGCACACUGAGGAAAGCCAGAGAAGUCUUGAGCUUUUCUGCUUGAAAUGUCCUUCUCUCAGGAGAUUGAGAACCAUGUGACCCGGUGGCUGAAGGCCGCUGCUCAGCAGAGGAUGGGAAAGCGACAACAGUGACCUGAUUUUUUUCGUAAUAAUUUAUUUCGUUCUUUUCAGUGUAAGAACAAGAACAAUUUUUUAAAACAAAA
Messenger RNA from Scophthalmus maximus (turbot), 1750 nucleotides. Its product is annotated as thymus-specific serine protease. The transcript has 13 exons. Lineage: Eukaryota; Metazoa; Chordata; Actinopteri; Pleuronectiformes; Scophthalmidae. Bases 83 to 1591 code for a protein of 502 amino acids. Gene Ontology annotation, molecular function: dipeptidyl-peptidase activity; serine-type exopeptidase activity. The record is from RefSeq and is a predicted model, not a curated record. Gene Ontology annotation, biological process: proteolysis. Gene Ontology annotation, cellular component: endosome; lysosome.